Messenger RNA from Mytilus trossulus (common blue mussel), 2186 nucleotides. RefSeq lists its product as uncharacterized. NCBI's taxonomy places the organism in Eukaryota, Metazoa, Mollusca, Bivalvia, Mytilida, Mytilidae. Gene Ontology annotation, molecular function: cysteine-type deubiquitinase activity. Gene Ontology annotation, cellular component: nucleus; cytosol. Gene Ontology annotation, biological process: protein deubiquitination. Bases 147 to 2126 code for a protein of 659 amino acids. The transcript is spliced from 22 exons. The record is from RefSeq and is a predicted model, not a curated record.
GAAUUCUUUAAAGGAGGAGGACAUCGAGGAAGAAAUUCUUAAUGCAGAUGAGUACAAAUUCUUUUUGAACACCAAAAUACGACAUUUACGGAAAACAUUCGCAAACAAAUGUUAAGAAUUCCACAGUGAAGUCAAACAUUAACAAAAUGGCAGAUGCGACUUUAGUAAGUGGAACAAUAUGGGUCCCGUUUAAGUUACAUGAUCAUCAUAUGGAAAUUUACGGAAGUUCGGAACGUGAUCAAAAAUGGGUCGUAGUUAAUCUUGAAAAUGUUACAAAUAAUCCUCAUGCUAUGAUAGUGAUAUGGUACGACACGAAGACUUCAAGUUGUUAUGCCAGAAAAAAAAAUGAUUCCGUGAUUGCAGUUCAUACAAAAAUAGGAUGCAAAAUCGAGGAUGGACAUAUAUUUCAUUUGAAAGAUAACACAGGAUAUACUUAUCUUAAAGACGGAAAUGGAGAUACAUAUUUCAAACAGCAGGAUGGUUAUUUUCAUUUAAGAGAAAAUGGAAAUACUUAUAAAAGAGAUGACGAUGGAUAUAUGUACAUGACAACUGGAGAUGAAAUCGUUAAUUUGAGAAAUGGAGACGAAAUUCAAAUAACAAAAGGUAAAAUCAACCUUAAAUUUAUCAUCUCCUGGUGUGAAGAACAGAACGUUACAAAAGGGAACAAUGAACUGUCUACAGCUACAUAUUGGACAGAAAAGUUGAAACAUCAUCAGGAAAGUUUGCGGGAUGAUCAGGUAGAUACAUGUUGGAAUGUCCAAGAUCAUACAGAUAAUAUUGAACCAGGACGAUGGCAUGGAUGCCAAAUUAAUCAAAACCCCGCAAAAUUAAAAAACACCACGCUGUAUUCAACUGUAGUAAGGACUAGAAAUAAGCAGUUGACCAGUUCACAAGGUAAACCUUCGACGAAAAACAUGUCAGUUGUAUCCGCAACAUCCAUCAGUGGAGACAGGAACGUUAUUACGAGACAACCUGGGAUGGACCACAAAGGAAGUGACAAAAGGCUUCCUAUGAAUGUUCCAAAUCAAGUCGAAUUCUUUAACAAACUGGAUCAUGGAAAAAGAGGAAAGGAACAACCUGUAGGCUUUUACAAAAGGAACAAUCCUGCAAAUUUCAAUACAAAUAAAAAUGUGACUGGACCAUUUGUUGGACAAACUUCAUGCAUUCCUCGUCAAAACCCGUCUCAAGGAGUACCAAUCAAGGGAAUUGCAAACAUGGGGUUAACCUGUUACGCUAGUGGUAUUAUUCAGAUACUUGCACAGACAGAUCUGUUUUUGAAGAAUGUUAGGUCAAAUGAUAAGCACCGGAUGCCAUUGGCAUAUUCUCUUUCGAGAGUACUGCUAGAAAUAAAUAAACCUAGUAACCAAACCGUAGUUGAAAGGAAAAACAUUCAAAAGGUUUUUGAAAUAAUAGAACAAGACCCUUCAUUUGUGAGUAGAAGUUCAAAUGAUUGCUUGGAAUUCCUGAUGUACAUUUUUGAAAGAUUAAACGGGGAGAGUAAAGAUAAUAUUUCAAUGUUUCAAAUCAAGCUGCAGAACGUGAUUCACGCUUCACCAUGCGGUCAUUUUGAACUUUGUGACAUUCAGUUGUCAUAUCACCUCCUUAUCCCACUGUACAGCGAGACGCAUGAUUUUCAGCCGUCAGUAAGGUAUGGUUUGAGGAAGCUGUUACAAGAAGGAGAAACAUUUUCCGGACAUGAACUUCCUUGCAGACGGUGUUAUGAAGAAAAAACUUCAAAAAAUGAUACUUCACACAAGAGUCUGUCUAUAAUUCACGCCCCUGAAGUACUUAUACUACAAAUUGGGAGAGUUCAACCUUUACAGUAUAGCAAACGCCUAUAUAAACAAGAUGCGUUCAUACAGUACGAUAGACAAUUGGAAAUUGCUGAAGAACACUGGGGACCAGAUGGAAAACCAGAUAAUAUUCAACGCUUUUACCAGCUAUACGGUGUUGUAUCACAUUAUGGUGAUGUUCAAUUUGGUCAUUAUGCUUGCUACGUGAAAAAGACACACUCGUCACAAUGGUUUUACUGCAAUGACUCCAACGUUAAUCUAAUUGAUGAAGAAAAGGUUUUUAAAAAUUCAGAUGCCUUUUUGUUGUUUUAUGAGAAAAUUCGAACUGCAUAAUAUACAAAUUAUGCUUACAACUAGACUAGAAAUGGACAUUGAGGCGUAAUGAUGAUGAAC